Acanthosepion pharaonis is the source of this 717-nucleotide messenger RNA. Lineage: Eukaryota; Metazoa; Mollusca; Cephalopoda; Sepiida; Sepiidae. The record is from the annotation of a GenBank genome assembly.
AUGUUUUUGUUUCAUCGGCGUUUUUCUUGUGGUAGUGGUAGCUGUAAUUUUUCUCAUCCACAAAUAUUCUUCCAGGAUGGCGCGAAAGGUCAUAUACUUGCUGGAGCCGUAGAGGAUGGCGCGAAAGGUCAUAUACUUGCUGGAGCCGUAGAGGAUGGCGCGAAAGGUCAUACACUUGCUGGAGCCGUAGAGGAUGGCCCGAAAGGUCAUACACUUGCUGGAGCCGUAAAGGAUGGCACGAAAGGUCAUAUACUUGCUGGAGCCGUAGAGGAUGGCGCGAAAGGUCAUACACUUCCUGGAGCCGUAGAGGAUGGCGCGAAAGGUCAUACACUUGCUGGAGCCGUAGAGGAUGGCACGAAAGGUCAUACACUUGCUGGAGCCGUAGAGGAUGGCACGAAAGGUCAUAUACUAGCUGGAGCCGUAGAGGAUGGCGCGAAAGGUCAUACACUUGCUGGAGCCGUAGAGGAUGGCGCGAAAGGUCAUACACUUGCUGGAGCCGUAGAGGAUGGCGCGAAAGGUCUUACACUUGCUGGAGCCGUAGAGGAUGGCGCGAAAGGUCAUAUACUUGCUGGAGCCGUAGAGGAUUGCACGAAAGGUCAUGUACUUGCUGGAACCGUAGAGGAUGGCGCGAAAGGUCAUAUACUUGCUGGAGCCGUAGAGGAUGGCGCGAAAGGUCAUAUACCUGCUGGAGCCGUAGAGGAUGUACAGGCAUUUUAA